This is a messenger RNA of Homarus americanus (American lobster), 750 nucleotides long. RefSeq names its product vegetative cell wall protein gp1-like. The transcript has a single exon. The record is from RefSeq and is a predicted model, not a curated record. Bases 1 to 750 code for a protein of 249 amino acids. NCBI's taxonomy places the organism in Eukaryota, Metazoa, Arthropoda, Malacostraca, Decapoda, Nephropidae.
AUGUUCCUCCCCACCCACGUCCUCCCAGUUGCAUCCUCCCCAGCUACGUCCUCCCAACACGUCCUCAGCUACGUCCUCCUCAGCUACGUCCCUCCUCGGCUACGUCCUCCCCCUGCUACGUCGCCCCAACUACGCCCUCCCAGCUACGUCCUCCCCACUACGUCCUCCCAGCUACGUCCUCCCCUCCACUUCGAUCCUCACACUACAUCCUCCCCAGCUACGUCCUCCCCAGCUUCAUCCUCCCCGGCUUCCCCACGUCUCUUCCCACCCCGUCCUCCCCCGCACGUCCUCCCCAGCUACGUCCUCCCCAGCUACGUCCUCCUCGGCUACGUCCUCCUCCCCUGCCCCACGUCCUCCCCGGCUACGUCCUCCAGCUACGUCCUCCCAGCUACAGUCCUCCCCAGCUACGUCCUCCUCGGCUACGUCCUCCCAGCUACGUCCUCCCCAGCUACGUCCUCCCCAGCUACGUCCUCCUCAGCUACGUCUUCCCACCCGUCCUCCUCGGCUACGUCCUCCCCAGCACGUCCUCCCAGCCACGUCCUUCCCAGCCAUGUCCCUCCCCAUUACGUCCUCCCCGACAACGUCCUCCCGGCUCACGUCCUCCCCAGCCACGUCCUCCUCACCUCUCCCCAGCUACGUCCUCCCCAGCUACGUCCUUCCCCAGCUACGUCCCUCCCUGACUGUCCUCCUGACUACGUCCUCCCCAUGCUGUCCCUCCAGCCACGUCCUCCCCACAGUCCUCCCCACUGA